Messenger RNA from Branchiostoma belcheri (Belcher's lancelet), 1660 nucleotides. RefSeq names its product CCR4-NOT transcription complex subunit 11-like. The record is from RefSeq and is a predicted model, not a curated record. Lineage: Eukaryota; Metazoa; Chordata; Leptocardii; Amphioxiformes; Branchiostomatidae. Bases 1 to 1326 code for a protein of 441 amino acids. Gene Ontology annotation, biological process: negative regulation of translation; mRNA catabolic process. The transcript is spliced from 7 exons. Gene Ontology annotation, cellular component: CCR4-NOT complex.
AUGUCCCUCACGCCUAAGGAGCUGACGUGUCUCCUUAACGUGCUGUCUGAAGACGCCACACAGACGUCUUCGUUUGAGCAGUUGGCGGCGGCCUUCCACCACUACUUCAACAAACCCGACCACUACAAGAUCGGCAGCACCUUGGUGCUUCUUCUGCAACAGCAUGACCUGCUGCCCUCCCCCACCCAACGUCUGACAGCCAUGUACCUGCUGUAUGAGAUGUAUAAGACAGAACCCCUGGCAGCUAACCCCUUCGCACCUGUGUUCGCACACCUGCUCAUCAACUCACCUGGUGACGAGAAGACAGCCACCGCGCUCCCGCCCAUCUCUAACUCCGAGAGAGUUUUUUUGUCACAGGUAAUCACGUCCACAGCGAGAGAGUUGUUGAAGAAGAGUCCCCGUCAGAUUGUCACCAUGGACGUGGGGAACGCCCCGCCCGCCGAUCUGACAGGACUACAGCUGGCUCUGGCCGAGAGACAGUCAGAACUGCCUCACCUCAGCAAGGCCGGCCUCCCCUGUGUUAUAGCUGACCCCGACCCUGACUCAUCCCAAGCCUCCUUCGAGUUCGACCUCUCCCUAGCCAACCAGGUCACAGAGAACCUCAUCACAGGCCAGCGGCCGCCCGCGCAGAGCGACUUCCGACCAGAGUUUGUCCGUUUACCGCCGCCGCUUCACGUUUGCGAGGACGAACUAGCGUGGUUAAACCCUACAGAUGUGGAACACACCGUGGCGUGGGACUCUUCCAUGUGUGUCAGUAACACCAGCAGUAUAGAAGUCAAGAAACUCAUGGCAAAGGCUUUCAAAGGUCCCCUAACACUUCAACAACAACAGCAGGUUCUAAGUGAGCUGGAGACAGACCCAAAGUUAGUGUACCACAUCGGCCUGACUCCCACCAAACUGCCCGACCUGGUGGAGAACAAUCCGCUAGUGGCCAUUGAAGUGCUGCUGAAGCUCAUGCAGUCUAACCAGAUCACUGAGUACUUCUCUGUACUGGUCAACAUGGAGAUGUCUCUACACUCCAUGGAGGUGGUGAAUCGCCUGACCACAGCAGUAGACCUCCCGACAGAGUUUGUCCACCUGUACAUCUCCAACUGUAUCUCCACGUGUGAGAACAUCAAAGAUAAGUACAUGCAGAACCGGCUGGUGCGGCUGGUCUGUGUGUUCCUGCAGUCUCUCAUCAGGAACAAGAUCAUCAACGUGCAGGACCUGUUUAUUGAGGUGCAGGCGUUCUGUAUUGAGUUCAGCCGGAUCAGAGAAGCAGCUGGGCUGUUUAGACUGCUCAAGACUCUGGACAGCGGGGAGCAGGGGCCGACAGGGGCCAAGUAGUGGUGUAGUCUGUAAAAUAAUGGCUUAGUCUACCAACUUGUAGUUUAGUCCUUCUGAGAGGACUAAACUGGACUCAAACCCUAGAACAUGCAUAAAACAGGAAUACAUUGGCAUGUAAUGGUAAUAUAUUACAUGUACUUAUAAAGUUAAUAACAUGUGUAUUGGAUGAGCAGUAUCAGACAACAACAACAAUAAGGAAUCCCACUUUAUCAAAGACCUCAUUCCUCCUAGAAAUAUUUAGAGUUUUAGUGAAUUAUUUUUUAGUAAUUAUCGUGACUUUCUCCUGAUUCUGUCUAUGCAUUUUCCACUGUCUCUCACAAGGCAACAGAUUUGU